GCGUUUCGUUUUUUCCCUCCCCUAAUAUUCCAAAACGUCUUGAAUUCAUCAUUACUAGUUUCCUUUCCUUAGUAAAACCCUACAUUUCUCCGCCCGCCUUUGAUUUCUCCCCGGCCGUUCCCGCCGCCGGUCUCCGAUUUAACCAGGAUUGAGUCUAAUUCCUUCUUUUUGUGCUCAUUGCUGUCGGAUUCUCUACCGGCGUUACAUCGACCAGCCAGACUCUUCCCCAUUUGACUGCUUUACUGAUUCAAUCGCUCUUUUAGGUCUGUGUAGGUUUUGAAAUUCUGCGGAUCAGAUUCUGAAUUUUUUUCUUUUUCGAUUUUUGAUUUACGAUUGAUUGAAAUUGAAAUUUGUUAUAGUUUCGGAUUAUGGUAACUACUUUCUCAUAAUUUUAUUAUAAUUGAGAUUAAGGAUCAUUUCCAUAGAGUACCCAAGGUUUUGAUUCUCCCUCUAUCCAUCUAAGACAAUUGAAUUCAGGAUUCAAGUAAUGUUUAGAUUCUUAUAUGAAAGCAAGUGGAUAUGUAAGAGAGGUUACCAAUAUAAUCCGCAACAAGUAUCGUUGGCACUAGCUUGAUGGAGUGUGGAUACUUCAGAUUCUGGAAGUUGUGACUCAGUAUCUCCCCUUCAACGAAUUAGCAUCCUGCGCAAGAAUGUCUAUUGCAUCAUCACUUACUUCAGCCACACUUUGCGGCGCCUCAGUUUUUCCUAAAGCAUUAGCCUGCAGCUCUGAGUUCCCUAUCAAUCUUCCCAGCCCUUUUGAAAGUUCAAAGAUUUGUUUGACUUCGUUUCCUGCCUCUAGGGAUCUCAAGAAAAAUGCUACUUUGAAUCUGACUCGAAAUGUUGGUCCAGUCAGGUGUCAUGCUAUGCAAGCUGGGACGAGGGAGUUGAAGAAAUUUGAACUUAGUGAUGUGAUUGAAGGGAAACAGUUUGAUAGAGAGAUGCUAAGCGCUAUAUUCGAUGUUGCACGCGAAAUGGAAAAGAUAGAAAAGAGCUCUUCACAAAGUGAAAUCCUCAAGGGUUAUUUAAUGGCUACCCUCUUUUAUGAGCCUUCUACCCGUACCAGGCUUUCAUUUGAAUCUGCUAUGAAACGCCUUGGAGGUGAAGUCUUAACUACUGAGAACGCUAGAGAGUUUUCGUCUGCCGCGAAAGGGGAAACACUUGAAGACACAAUAAGAACAGUGGAGGGUUAUUCAGAUAUAAUUGUGAUGCGACAUUUUGAAAGCGGUGCUGCAAGAAAAGCUGCAGCUACUGCCAAUAUACCUGUCAUUAAUGCAGGUGAUGGUCCUGGAGAGCAUCCUACUCAGGCUCUAUUGGACGUCUAUACCAUCCAAAGUGAAAUUGGAAAAUUAGAUGGCAUCAGUGUAGCCUUAGUUGGAGACCUUGCCAACGGAAGGACUGUGCGGUCUCUUGCAUACUUGCUUGCCAAGUUCAAAGACGUGAAGAUCUACUUUGUUUCCCCUGAAAUUGUGAAAAUGAAGGAUGAUAUAAAAGACUAUUUGACAUCAAGCGGGGUUGAAUGGGAAGAAAGUUCAGAUUUAAUGGAAGUAGCAUCCAAGUGUGAUGUAGUUUAUCAAACACGAAUCCAAAGAGAGAGGUUUGGAGAAAGGCUGGACCUUUACGAAGCAGCUCGUGGGAAGUAUAUCGUAGACAAGGAUCUGUUAGGAGUGAUGCAGAAAAAAGCUAUUAUCAUGCAUCCUUUACCGAGAUUGGAUGAAAUCACCGCAGAUGUUGAUGCUGAUCCAAGAGCUGCCUACUUCAGACAAGCAAAGAACGGUUUGUUCAUUAGAAUGGCUCUUCUAAAGCUACUGCUUGUCGGUUGGUGAUUGGAUAGUUCAUGGUCGUUAAGUUAAAUCCUUUAAUGGACUGAUUCUCAAGCCUACCAUGAGCUCAAGGAAUCUGCAAUAAUAAAAUCCGAAGCUUUAGUGAUUUUUGAGUGUUAAGCACAAAAGCUGUGAUCUUGAUGUUAAUUAAAAGAAGGAUCUGUUGGUUUGUUGGUUAAAAGACUGAUAUGAGGAAGAGUUGUUGAACUUAAUGAAUAAAUUGAUUUGAGCUAUUUUUCACAGUUUGGCCUACCACUUCUCCA
Arabidopsis thaliana (thale cress) is the source of this 2083-nucleotide messenger RNA. RefSeq names its product PYRIMIDINE B (gene PYRB). The coding region runs from base 651 to 1823 and encodes 390 amino acids. The record is from RefSeq and is marked reviewed. Gene Ontology annotation, biological process: amino acid metabolic process; 'de novo' pyrimidine nucleobase biosynthetic process; 'de novo' UMP biosynthetic process. The transcript has 6 exons. Gene Ontology annotation, cellular component: chloroplast. Gene Ontology annotation, molecular function: carboxyl- or carbamoyltransferase activity; amino acid binding; aspartate carbamoyltransferase activity. Lineage: Eukaryota; Viridiplantae; Streptophyta; Magnoliopsida; Brassicales; Brassicaceae.